Molecule: messenger RNA, 1851 nt
Organism: Helianthus annuus (common sunflower)
Lineage: Eukaryota; Viridiplantae; Streptophyta; Magnoliopsida; Asterales; Asteraceae
Product: trafficking protein particle complex subunit 12
Exons: 3
Coding region: 115-1194 (359 amino acids)
Molecular function (GO): protein binding
Source: RefSeq, a predicted model, not a curated record
AAGCCUUUCCCGCGAGUAACUCAUCCAUUCUUCCUUCCACUACGUCCGUAAGCAAAUAAAUAAUCUCCUUCGUAUUUACAAUAAACUUCCCCUCCGUUUGUUUUUCGUUAAACAAUGUCCGCAUCGCAACGGAUGAACGCCGGCGAAACUAUAGAUUCCGUCAAACUAUACAACGAUCUCUGCUACGAUCUAUCAUCUCUCCAAGACCUCGCCUGCCGCGGCGCCUGGCGAUCCAUUCUCGAUAAAGUAGCUCAAGCACGUUCCAGAUCUCUGCUAUCUAAACCUCAUGAACAUCUUGUUUAUUUGUCUUAUAAUGCUAUAGCUCUCACCAAACUACGUCGUUUCUCUGAAGCCGUUGCUGAGCUAGAUCUAGUCGAAAAAGGUCUUGAUAACAUUUACAGGUAUGAAACUUAUCCGCAUCAUUAUCCUAACUGUCAUGGAUCUAUGGCGCCGUUCGUGCUCCGUUGGUUACAUGCUGAACUGCCUGCUAGGUUAGGUAAGCGUCAGGAGACUCUAGAUAGGUUCUAUAUGUUGUUAGAGUUUAUUAAGGAGAAGUUGAGUAAGAAUUUGGCGGAUGAGGCGCGUCAGGUGUGGCGAAAGCGCGAGUGUUUGGUGAUUAAUUCGAUAAUAAGUCAUCAUCUGAGUUAUAAGGAGUUUGGUGUGUGUUUGGAGUUGAUGAAGGAUUUGGUUAACCGUGAGUUGAGUCCAGUUGCGAGAGCGGUUUUGAUGUCGAAGCUAGGGUAUGUUCAGAUGCAGUUUGGGGAUUUGGAAGGUGCGAAGGGGACGUUCGGUGUGAUUGAGGGGAUUGUGAGGGAAAUGAAAGGGGAGAUUGAGAUUGAGAUGGCGAAUCUUGUGAAUAGGAAUAAGGCGUUGGUGUUUAUGGUUGAGAAGGAUUAUGCGUCGGCGGUUAGGGAGUAUCAGACGUGUAUUGAUAGAGAUGGUGAGGAUGUGGUUGCGAUUAAUAAUAAGGCGCUUUGUUUGAUGUAUAUGCGUGAUUUGUCAGAUUCUAUUAAGGUGAUGGAAAAUGCUUUGGAGAGGAUACCGACGAUUGCGUUAAAUGAGACGUUUGUGGUGAAUUUGUGUAGUAUGUAUGAGUUGGCUUAUGUUAAUCACUCGGAUAUUAAGAAAACGCUUGGUACUUGGAUUGCUCGUGUUGCGCCUGAUGAUUUUGAUACUUCGUGCACUCGAAUAUGAGAUGCGCAUGAUGGGAUGCUGAUAACACAUCAAGUGUAGCGAUUCGUUGAGAUUCCCUUAUGCGACAUUGAUGUGGCGAAAUCGCAUAAUGUGACCCAUCGCAUGAUGCGGUCUGUUGCGCGCAAUAUGAACUGGGUUGGAUUUUUGAGCUCCCAGACCUUUGAUUCUUUGAAACAUUAGGGAGUGUUGAGUUGCAUGUUCAUGGAGGUGUUGAGUUGCAGGUAAGAAAAAAGAAGGGAAAAAGGAAGAGACUAGGUGAGAUCAGAUUGUGCGUGCAUUGGUGGAAUCAGAACAUUUAACUGCAGGGUCACAUUAGAAUUCUGCAAUGAUUUACUUUUGAAUUUGUUAUGUGUGGUCGGGGUGCUCAGUCCCCUGCCUUCGGGUACCCCCUACCUGCAGACCAAACGCUGUCGCCAGACGGAGGGAGGGGGGUGUCACUAAAUCGGGUAAUGGAUGGACCAAGUGAUGUCGCGUAAUGGGAUUGGCGGGGACUUAGAGUAUGUGGGUUGAACACCUCCCCCCCCCCCCCUCCAAACCCCAAGGCUAGUGGGUGUGGUAUAAGGCCCCUAGGGGUUUUAUCACGCCACUUCGGCGUCACGUUGGCUUCAUGUCACAUAGGGGGCUUUAAAGCCCAUCCCUUUAACUUGCAUGCAUUGG